AUGAGCAGUCAGGAAUGCUUCAAGUGUGGACCCUCUGGCCAUUGGACUCGGGUAUGCCGUAAAAGAGGAGGGGCUCGAGGGCACAGAGGUAGAGGCCGUGGCAGAGGUUAUCCGUGCGGUUCCACCACCCUACCUGACAUCUGCUACCGCUGCGGUGAGUCCGGUCAUCAUGCUAAGAACUGUGACCUUCUCGAGGACAUCUGCUACAACUGUGGGAAAGGUGGCCACAUCGCCAAAGAUUGUAUCGAGCCUAAGCGAGAGAGAGAACAGUGCUGUUGUUACACCUGCGGCAGACCAGGCCAUCUGGCUCGUGAUUGUGACCUUCAGAAAGAGCAGAAGUGCUACUGUUGCGGCGAAUAUGGACACAUUCAGAAAGACUGCACCCAAGUCAAGUGUUAUCGGUGUGGUGAGACUGGCCAUGUGGCCAUCAACUGCAGCAAGACAAGCGAGAUCAACUGCUACCGCUGUGGCGAGUCCGGGCAUCUAGCCCGGGAAUGCCCCAUUGAGGCUACCGCUUAAUUUUUCCUCCUCCCCCCCUCCUUUUUCUGAUUGAUAACUGUAUUAUUUUCUCUGAAACCUCUUCACUGACCAAGGGUUAAUAGGUGGAGGCUACUCCCAGGCCAGUGAGCUUUAAUUAUCAUGUAAAAGGAGGAAAGGGCUGAAAAAAAAUCUAAAAAAAAAAAAAAAGUUAUUCACUUGUAGAUGUCUUAUAAUUAAUAUGAUGUUUCCGCAUUGCUGGUGAAUCAGGUUAUUUGAACAGUGUUCUGAGAAUUUGGCAAUUUCUGGGUUCUUCGGAUGUAUUUUGAUUUAACACUUUUAAUUAAGAGCUGGGAAUACAUCAGCAAACAAAUCAGACCAAGUUUGGUAACACAGGCCUACAACAUAUUAACAUAUUAACGAGUAAAAUACGUAGUGUGUCAGAUGAAGGCAAAUUG
This is a messenger RNA of Trichechus manatus latirostris (Florida manatee), 935 nucleotides long. RefSeq names its product zinc finger CCHC-type containing 13 (gene ZCCHC13). The transcript has a single exon. NCBI's taxonomy places the organism in Eukaryota, Metazoa, Chordata, Mammalia, Sirenia, Trichechidae. Gene Ontology annotation, molecular function: single-stranded RNA binding; translation regulator activity; mRNA binding. Gene Ontology annotation, biological process: positive regulation of cytoplasmic translation. Gene Ontology annotation, cellular component: cytoplasm. The record is from RefSeq and is a predicted model, not a curated record. Bases 1 to 519 code for a protein of 172 amino acids.